AUGACGAUCCAGAUUAAUACAGAUGGAUGUGUUCUUCAUCCGAAGAGACGUAAAAUAAGGCACAUUAGAGGACUCUCGGUAUACAACAUCACAUCGGCGGUUGGUGGCUCGCAGAGGCCGCUUAGUGGUGACCUCGACGAGAAGCAACUCCAGGCACUAAACCAUCGCAGCUUCUUUAGCGCUUUCUGCUCGUUGCACUAUUCAUCGGGCGUACCAUUCCAUGUGAGUGAAGUACACCACGGUUGUAUCGAUGUUGAGUUCCAGGAGUUUGAUCUCUACGGAAUAGCAGGCUCUGAUGAGCACAAUAUCAUUGUUAAGAUCUGGGUAACCAAUGAAGCUGAUGAAGAUGACGAUAGCUGGACUCUACUGAUGCAGUUGGAUUUCAGUCUGAGAGCGCUGCUGUUCUGUGACGAGCCUAUCGGUGAUAACUGUGUCAUGAUGAACCUCGUUGACGGGAAGUACAUUGUGCCUACAAAUGACAUAGACCUUCUGUGGUAUUCUCAUGUGCUGAAACGCUCAACUCCAGUGAGAAAGGUCGCAAGUCUUAACUACGAUAUGCUUAUGAAGCUAAAUAGCAUACAGUUGAGCCUGGAAGAUCUGAAGGUCUCAAAGGCGAAGCUUGCCAAAAGGAUCUCAGAGGAUGGCGUUGAGAAGGGAGUCGCAAGCUAUAGGGAGCUCAAACUCAGAGAUAUGAUAAGCUCUGCAAAACAAGAACUAGAGAGCAAACGAGAGAGACUACAAAAUUUGAGGUCCCUUAGAGAAAUAAAGCUGAAGAAGAUACAAGGAUUGAGAACAUCACGCCAAUUACAACUCGAACAACUGGACCAAGAGCGUGGUGACUUUUCAAAUCUACUGAUUCAACAUGAAACUACACUGAACGAGUUUACUGUGGAGAGGACUAAGGUCAUCAAGGAGGUGAAAUCCAUUUUCCCACUGGAGGAUAUUGCACAUUGGUUAGAGAUACCAGAAUUUGACCUUUUGCCACGUUCAGUUUCCCUUAACCAUAUUGAAUCUCCAAUCCAUAAUGAGAUCAAUGCAUCAUUAGGCUAUUUGGCGCACAUGACGUUGUUACUUUCCCAUUACCUUGCCGUGCCACUACGGUACAAGAUACAGUUCUUUGGAAGUUACUCCAUCAUUACCGAUGACGUUUCACAGAUACGACAAAGAAGGGUAUUCCCAUUGUUCUUUACACAGCAUUACCCACAGUUCCAAUAUGGUGUAUUACUACUUGUGGCAAAUAUGAAGGAUAUCAUGGAGGAGAAUUAUUUACAGUAUUAA
Williopsis jadinii is the source of this 1278-nucleotide messenger RNA. RefSeq names its product Vps38p (gene VPS38). Gene Ontology annotation, biological process: SNARE complex assembly. The coding region runs from base 1 to 1278 and encodes 425 amino acids. Gene Ontology annotation, cellular component: endosome; lytic vacuole; phosphatidylinositol 3-kinase complex, class III, type II. Gene Ontology annotation, molecular function: SNARE binding. Lineage: Eukaryota; Fungi; Ascomycota; Saccharomycetes; Phaffomycetales; Wickerhamomycetaceae. The transcript is spliced from 2 exons. The record is from RefSeq and is a predicted model, not a curated record.